This is a messenger RNA of Xyrauchen texanus (razorback sucker), 3009 nucleotides long. Its product is annotated as vacuolar protein sorting-associated protein 37B-like. Bases 52 to 786 code for a protein of 244 amino acids. Gene Ontology annotation, cellular component: ESCRT I complex. Lineage: Eukaryota; Metazoa; Chordata; Actinopteri; Cypriniformes; Catostomidae. The record is from RefSeq and is a predicted model, not a curated record. Gene Ontology annotation, biological process: protein targeting to membrane; protein targeting to vacuole; ubiquitin-dependent protein catabolic process via the multivesicular body sorting pathway. The transcript is spliced from 4 exons.
ACAAACACUAAAGGCUUCCUGCGGCAGCGGAGAGACACAAUAACAAACGCCAUGGGAGAAAUGUCCGGCUUUGAGAACAGAUUUAACACUUAUUCCACCGCACAGCUGAACGAACUGCUGGAGGACGAUGACAAGCUCCGCGAAAUUGUCCGGGAAAUGGAUGAGAUGCAAGAAAUGCAACAGAAUAAAGAGUUGACGAUUGCCAGUAAUCGUAGUCUGGCGGAGCAGAACCUCGGCCUGCAUCCCGAACUUGACCAUCAGAAGAUUCAGCUGACCAAACGCUACAGCUGGUUACAAGAGCUACAUGAGUCCUAUCAGCUCCGCAAGUCUACGCUAGGAAGCAGUUCACUGGACACGUUGCUGGCUCUUUUGCAAACUGAGGGAGCCAAGAUUGAGGAAGAAACAGAGAACAUGGCUGAUUCGUUCUUGGGUGGAACUUUAUCUCUGGAUAGCUUUAUUGAUGACUACCAGAGCAAGAGAAAACUGGCCCACCUGAGGCGUGUGAAGAUUGAUAAGCUACAGGAGACAGUGUUAAAAGAUGUCCAGGUUCCUCAGGGAUCCUCUAAUGGUUCUUCACAACCUCCGGAAACUUCCAGCUCCUCCACACCCUUCCAAGGCCUUUCUAAUGGUUCUCCAGCCCAUGUUAAAGCUACACCAACAUCUCAGCCAUUGCCUUUGUCCUACCCCUUGCCAAACAUGGUACCUUCAUAUUCAUGUCCAUUCCCACCACUCCCUCAAGGACCUGGCACUGGUCUUCCCCCAAGGGCGGGUUUUAUAAUGCAAUGAUUUUCUGUUCCCUAAACCUUUCCAUUAGAAUGUGAAAUGUUUUUUGUUUUUUUCAUUAGAUGCACUUUGAUCUGAUACAGGUUUGGGUUCUUGACCUAUUUGCUGGCCCACACAGAAUAUGAGCUCGCAGUCUUCUGCAAAACGCCUGUCAUUCUCAAAGUUCACAACAUUGUCUACAACUUGUGAAUGCUUAUUUAAUAGUUUGGCCAAUUUGAUCUUGCCUUCAGCUAUCAAUAAGAGUAUUACUCUCUGCUCGAACACUUUUUGCCAUAAUUAAAGUUAAAUUGUGUAAUAUUUUUAGAUGAUAAAUAAUUUCUCCUAUCCUUGUUAAUAUGCAGCGACUAUAAGUAAGCCAUUUGUAGGUUGAUUUCCCUAAAAAGUGUAGACACUUUGGCUCUGUUUGUUUGAGCAUCUCUACCAACCUGAUGUAACAAUGUUGACUAAACCAGUGGUGUGAGAUAGUGGCGGGGUUAUCAGUUUGUCUAAACAAUAUCAGGUGGGAGAGGCAUCUGGAAACUUUUUAAAAAUAUAUAUUUUUGAAAUUCCAUUUGGUGACGCUUGUGUUGCGGAAAUUACUCGCUUCAUUUUAGUUCACCAAAAAUUAAACUUCUCUCAGCAUUUACUCAUCCUAUGCCAUCCCAGAUGUGUAUGACUGUCUUCUGCAGAACACAAACACUUUUCAGAUGUGAAAGUGAAACUAAAAAGGCACCGCAUGUGACUAUCUGAUGUGAAAGAGGAGAUGUAUAGCAAUAAAAUAUAUAUAUAAAAAAAAGAUUAUAAAAAAAUUAAAUCUUGAUCUGUUUCUAACCCACACCUUUCUCACAUGCUUUUGAAGAUAUAGAUUUAGCCACUUGAGUCUUAUAAGUUACUUUUAUGCUGCUUUAAUCUGCUUUUUGGACCUUCAGAUUUCUGGCCACCUUUCACUUGCAAUGUAUGGACCUACAGAGCUGAGAUCAUGGUUUGCAUUCAACAGAAAGAAGUCAUACACAUCUGGGAUGGCAUAUAGGUGUGUAAAUGUUUAGAGAGUAAAUUAUCCCUUAAAUUUUUGCAGAUUUUCCAUCAUAAUCAGAGCAGAAAACAUGGUAAAAGUGUGCAGGUUCCAUUAGGGCUUGCCAAUUUGUUAACAAUGUAAUAUUAAUGUCAGUGUUUGUUUGAAUAACAUAAAUAUGCAGUUUAACUUUAAUAUCCAUUUCAGAUUAUGAUGAUAACUUUAUAAUUUUACAAAUUUAAGACAUCAAAACCUUUCAUUUAAAAAUAGUAUUGUAAAUAACUUACAUUACAAAAUGGGGAAUAUUGCAUUUCUCUGUAAAAAUGCCUAUAUUUGAUCAAAACGUAUAGCAAAACAGAUGUUAAAGGAUGCAAAUAGUACAUAUGCACAUGCAAGACUGAGAACUUAUUGUGUACUUUUGUAUUUGUGUGGAAACCUCCUUUUGUCAUUGGAAUGAUAAGGCUAUAUUGAUAUUUUGGAUUUCUGGUUUAAAACUAACCAGCAACCAAAGAUGCACUCCAUCUUUUCCAUGAACACUCCGUAAAGGCUGUUUUGGGACUAAAACCUUAAAUUACUUAAAUAACAGUUUUUUAUUUUUCUUUAUGUAAACAUUCAAUGUUUAACUAUACCUGUGGCAUUAACAGACCAGCCUGACAAAUAGGUCAGCCUUUCUUAGUUAUAAUCAGACUAGUUAUCCAAUCCUUAAACCUUUUCACUGUUUUCUUGGAAAAACAACUACCACAUUAAAUAUUAUAAGAUAUUAAUAUUAAAAUAAUUUGGAUGCUCUUUUUACAACAUUUCCAACAUGUGAAGUCAACUAUUUUGGCAUUUCUUGUUGGAAUCUUGUCUUUGCAGAAAAGUGCAGGUACUUUGAUGUAAAACUGUUGUCAUGCUGGGCUGUGACAAUUCUUGAGCAUUUUUAUAAGAAGGAUGUUAUUAUGCAAGUUUGCAAAGUUAGGAAGUCAAUUACACUGCUGUAAGUAAGGGUAAAAAAAAAAAAAUCAAAUGUGCCUUGCAACGAAGAAAACAAGUGACAUUUAUUGAAGAAGAAAGCAUUUAAUCAUGCUUAACUUUGUUUGAAGCCAUCAACAUCUUUUUGUUACUGACGAAAAUUAUUUUGAACAACUGUUUAAUCUAUAGUGUAAUAUCCUGUAACACUCCUUAUGUAACGUAUAUUGUAAUUGUUUGAUUAGUGGUUAUUAGUGUGUAGAUUUUUUAAAUGCUGAUUAAUAAAU